GGUUACUUAUGUUGCGCGUUGUCUGCUUGAAAUAUUCGUAUGUACUUAGGGGAUAUAGAAUAUAGAGCGUCAAACAUUAUUUUCUCGUUUAUGCAGAGCGUCGUUAUCGAACUGAUUCGCGAUAAGCUGCGCGCCCUGGUAAUCUUAUCAUUGAGUGAUAAUAGUUUUAAGUGUCAGUGAGUUAUGUGCGCUACGCACUGUUGGUACUUGCGGCUCAGGUAACAACUCCUGAGUUCAGUUGGCUUCAAUUGGCACGCCUCACAAUAGUGUUUGCAUUUGUGUGACCAUGAAGGGGAAACAUCUUUGCCUUUUGUUGGUGGCAGUUAUUGCAUCCGCUACCGUAACAGUAGCUCAGAGUGAAGAUGAGUUGCCUAUACCUGUAGAGAAUAACAACCAGUUUCCACCUGAAGACCAGCCAGAAUCCGAUGACAAUAUAAUUCAAGGAAGUGGAAACGGGGCAAUUGUGGAACCAGAAGAUCCUAUUGCUUCCACGACUGAAUUAAAUCCACCGAUUGAAGAAGUGCAAUCAAACACACAAAUAAGUGAAGUCGAAAUAUCACCAAGUGAAGAGACACUUUGUCCUGAAUCGUGUUUAUGCAGUUUCGAGGGUAGUGAUUUUGUCACGGAUUGUUCUGGAUUAGGAUUCAAAGAUUUACCCAAAUCUAUAGACAUAAAAACUACAAAAUUGAAAAUACAAAACAAUCAAUUAACUGAAAUUCCAAAGGAUAUAUCAUUGCUUAAGAAUGUGAAUUUUCUAAAUGCUAGCAAUAAUUCGAUCAUGGACUUGGCUUCAGGUUCCAUAAGUACCAGGCUAGACCUCAGUAACAAUCGUUUAAUUGAAUACCCUAAAGACUUGAAAAAUGCUUUUGGUUUGACAAAAUUGACGGAUCUCGUAUUAGGAGGAAACGAUAUGAGAACGUCUUUGGACCCUGAGACUCUGUCGAAAUUUACAUCUCUUCAAAAGUUAACAUUGCCAUCGACGCUUACUGACUUACAAACGAAAGAAGAUCUAUGCAAAUCUUUAAACAAUAUGCUAACAACUAUAUGUAUUGAAAACUGUGAAGCUAAAUCAUAUGACUGCUCCAAUGCAUCCGAUGAUUCUGACAUGAACAUGUUAGACGCUGCACUUCCUGGAACAAUAUUUAGUGAGAAUAAUGAAGAUAAUUCAGACCCCAACAUCAAUGCAACAAAUGAGGAUAAAAAUGACAAUUCUGAUAAUUCAGAUCCCAAUAUCAAUACCGUAAAUGAAGAUGAAGAAAAAAGUGAUAUUUCGGAAUCUGUGGAUACGCCCAAAGACAGUAGAAUAGCGCCUACAGGAAAUAUUUUAGAUAAUGAUGAUAAUACAACUUCAAAUAAAAAAGAUUCGUCUACCAGUGAAUUUUCUCUUCGAAGCGCCGUCAUUAAAGACCCAAUAGCAGUAUCUUCACAAAAUUCUAUAAUAGAUGCUACUCAAGACACAUCUUUGAAGAAAGAGUCUAAUAAUCCCAACAUUAGUGCAACCACUGCAGGAAACAAUACCGGUGGAGUAAAUAAAAGUGUGAUUGGAUUAAUUGUAGCUGGUAUGGUACUUGUUAUUGCUGGUAUCACAAUUAAAAAGAACUGGAAUUCUAUCAAAAAACGAUUCAGUUCGAACUCAAAUUCAAGAACACCAAAUGAACACCCUACUGGUAAUGCAAAUGGCACAGCGCCAGAAGAGGUUCCGCUGCAGGAUAAAUCACCCGUUUAAAUAAAGAAAAUAACAUUUUUAUAUGUGUUGAUGCUAUGUAUGAUAUGCGUGGAUUUGAUCUGAACGUAAAAAAUAUUUAUUGCCAAGCCAAAUGUCACCAUGUUUUGCGCUUAUGGAGUAUAUUAUAAAGAUGAUUUUAUAUGAAUAAUGAUUUGUGUGCGAAUGUGAAAUACCAAAAUGGUUUGUACGCAUGGAAUUAAUCAGAUAAUAGUUUAAAAUGUUGUCAUAGACUGUGAGAAUAUCUGUAAGAGUUAUCUGUAUAUGAUAUGUGUGCUAGAUGUAAGAAAUAUUUAAAAAGUUAAUAUUAUCAGGUUUGCUUUGAUAAAAAUGUAUCUUUAACAACGAAAAAAUAGCCUUGAUAACCUGUUUUUAAUUGUAAAUAAUAUAACGUACAACAAUAAUAUUAGAACAAUAUUUCAAAACUUUUGUACUUAACAUAAAAAUAUGAAAUAAACUAUUUUAAAGUUA
Molecule: messenger RNA, 2194 nt
Organism: Galleria mellonella (greater wax moth)
Lineage: Eukaryota; Metazoa; Arthropoda; Insecta; Lepidoptera; Pyralidae
Exons: 4
Coding region: 287-1726 (479 amino acids)
Source: RefSeq, a predicted model, not a curated record